GCGGCAGAAUUUAGUUCUGCUGGAAAGUGAUGUGCUUGGAAAAUUACUUGGAGUUGUGAAAAUAAAACUAAAAAAGUAUAUUUACCAUCAGUUGUAUAGGUUUUGAAUUGCAUUAUUAGUUUAAAUCAACUAAAAUGUCCACAGUUGGCGAAUUGAAGACGGGUGAUAAUGUUGCAGAGGUUGAAGUUAAGCCCCCGCCAGUGAAAACCACGAGUCUCGCCAGUGAUUUGCGACAAUUUCGUCUAAACAAAUCGGCAAAUCCUGCAAUCAAUAAAACAGAACGUGUGCCAGGUAAAAAACGAAUACAGGUAAUGGCGGACAGUGACAGUGAUGGUGCACCUGACAAUCAGUCGCCAAAAAAAGUUAAAUUAGAGUUAACAGUGAAGGAAAAAGAAGAACGUUAUUUAGCUGCUGUGAAAAUAUCGCCGGAUUAUGAUGCUAUGGAUAUACAAGAUGCAUUAGUGCGUAACGGCUGGAACGUUUCCGAAUCAUUGCGAUAUUUAAAGGACAAUUUUAAGCCAAAACAUUCUACAAAUAAAACUACUCUAGCAAAUAUUGCCCGUGGUAGCAGUAAGCCCACACAAAAUGGCAGUUCUUCUCGCUCAAAAGCACAAUCACAAAAUUAUUCGGACUGUGAGGACUCAGAUGACGAGGUACGGGCAUCCACCGAUCAAGUAUACGAUAGUGAAGAGAGCGAUACUGAAGCUUCUAAUGUAAUGACAGGACAAAGAAAAAAAGUUUUUGAUUUUAUGAACAAAGCAACGCUUAUAGAAUUACAAACGGUUAAAACUUUGUCGGAAAAGAAAGCAAAUUUAAUUAUGGAAAUACGUCCUUUCAAAGACUGGAAAGAUUUACUUAAAAAAUUAGAGUCAAAUAAGGCUCUCUCAGCUGAUGUAUUAAAUAUGGCACAGGAAUUGAUAAACAAACAAAAUAAUGUGGCUAGUAUACUGGAAAAAUGCAACAAAAUGGUGAAGCGUUUAGAGGCAGCAAUCGAAACUGGUGCAGGCAUAGUAGAGCAACCGAAAAUCCUCAAUGACAAAAUGAAACUAGCUGACUACCAAAUUAUUGGCCUCAAUUGGUUAACGGUAAUGCAUAACCAAAAAAUGAAUGGCAUUCUAGCAGAUGAAAUGGGUCUUGGAAAAACUAUACAGGUUAUUGCUUUUCUGGCAUAUCUCAAAGAGAAUAGUUUAGCUAAAGGCGCACAUUUAAUUGUUGUGCCUUCAUCUACGUUGGAUAACUGGGAGGCUGAAAUAAGCAAAUGGUGUCCGAGUUUGGUUGUUGAAAAAUAUCAUGGCGCACAAGAUGAACGAAGACGCAUGCGCGUGCGUUAUGCUAGAGAUGGCUUUACUGGUUUUGAUGUAUUACUGACAACUUACCACAUCGUGAGUUCCACACCAGAAGAAUGUAAAAUGUUUCGUGUUUGCAAACUGCAUUAUGUGAUUUUUGAUGAGGCGCAUAUGUUGAAAAAUAUGACAACGCAACGAUAUGCAAAUUUAAUCAAAAUAAAUGCGGAAAUGCGCAUUUUACUUACUGGUACUCCGUUACAAAAUAAUUUACUCGAAUUAAUGUCACUACUGUGUUUUGUGAUGCCAUCAUUCUUCUCCAAAAGUAUUGAGGAUAUUAAAAGUCUUUUCGCUAAGAAAGGUAAGACGGAGACCGCAAGUAAAGACGUCUCACAGUUCCAGGAAACACAAGUGGAACGCGCAAAGCGUAUUAUGAAGCCGUUUGUGCUAAGACGUCUCAAAAAAGACGUACUUAAUAAUUUGCCGAAAAAAGAGUCUGUUAUUGUUAAAGUUCCAUUAACUGAUACACAAAAACAAAACUAUCAUGAAUUAGUUGACUACUAUUCAAAUAGGAAGGGCGAAAUUUGUAGUGGCGACCGGGCAGGUACCACAAUAAUGAUGGAAAUGCGAAAAGUUGCCAAUCACCCGCUUUUAAUGCGUUACUAUUUCAGUGACGAGACCUUACAUGAUCUUUCUGAGCGUUUAGCCUGUGCGCCGACUUUAAAAAAAUCCAAUCCACAAUAUAUAUUUGAGGAGUUAGCCGUUAUGUCGGACUUUCAAGUGAUGCAAUUAUGUAAUAAGCAUGAUCUAUACGAUGUAACAAUACCCAACGAACUAAUCUGUAAUUCGGGGAAAUUUAAGUAUUUGGAUACAUUAUUGCCUAAAUUGAAAACAGAGGGUCAUCGCGUUUUAAUAUUCAGUCAGUUUACAAUGAUGUUAGAUAUCAUGGAACAUUAUUUGAAGAUAAAAAAAUUCGGCUAUUUUCGUUUGGAUGGCUCAACGGCCGUAGAUGAACGUCAAGAUAUGAUUAACGAUUUUAACGCCGACUCUGGUAUAUUUAUAUUUUUGCUUUCUACGAAAGCUGGUGGUGUGGGCAUAAAUCUGACGGCAGCCGAUACAUGUAUCAUACAUGAUAUCGAUUUCAACCCAUACAACGAUAAACAAGCUGAGGAUCGUUGUCAUCGUAUGGGACAGACACGUCCAGUAACCAUAUAUCGAUUGAUUGCUGAAAGUACAAUUGAGGAGGGUAUGCAAAUGGUGGCCGAAGAGAAGCUGAAAUUGGAAAAAGAAAUCACUUCGACUGAGAAAGGCGAAGUACAAGAGCAGAAAUGCGUUGUAAGGCUACUCACCAUGGCGCUGGGUCUCGAUAAAGAUGAAGAGGAGCGCCUAAAUAACUCCAUGAACAGCUCAUUAACUUCCCAGUAAAGUGGCGGAGCACUUUAAUUCCAUGCAAAAAAAAAAAAAUAGAAAAAACAAAUAAGUAAAAAUUAAGAGAAUGUAAUGUUUGAUGGUCAUUUAUUUUAAUUUUUAAAGUUUAAUUGUUUGAUUUUUAUAUGAUAUGUUGCGCACAGCUAUUAAUCACAUUCCUAAAGAGUUCCGUGUUUAUAUAGACAUACAGACAAUGUUGCUACGCUGUUCCCAAAAAAAUGAGCAAUGCAUCUUUAUUAUAUUGUAAUGCGCAAAGUUAAAAUAUUUUCAAAUCAAUAUUUAUAUAAAUACAUUGCUUGAUAUGUUUCAAUAGGGGUGUGACUACUAAAAAGUGAUGACAAGAAAUAAUAAUUAUUGUUAUAAGUGUGCAACUAAUAUACAGACAUACAUACAUAU
This is a messenger RNA of Ceratitis capitata (Mediterranean fruit fly), 3107 nucleotides long. RefSeq names its product SWI/SNF-related matrix-associated actin-dependent regulator of chromatin subfamily A containing DEAD/H box 1 homolog (gene Etl1). Gene Ontology annotation, molecular function: ATP-dependent chromatin remodeler activity; ATP binding; chromatin binding. The transcript is spliced from 8 exons. Gene Ontology annotation, cellular component: nucleus. Lineage: Eukaryota; Metazoa; Arthropoda; Insecta; Diptera; Tephritidae. The record is from RefSeq and is a predicted model, not a curated record. The coding region runs from base 135 to 2708 and encodes 857 amino acids.